CGCAAGGGUGGUAACAACUACGCGCGCACGGCUGCAAUAAGUGCCGCAAUAUGUGCGUCUCUCGAAAGCCGCACACAUUCCAGCAGACAGAAGGAGCGCGAGACUGAGUUCGCUUGUUUCUGGGAGAGGAAAAAAGCGGGGAGAAAUGCUUUAACGUGGAUUAUUGAAUGGAGCUGAUUUUACGCACCGAGGGUCGAAAUUUCGGACACAGGCAGCCAUGGGUCGGUGCAGCUGAGGUCGUCACAGCUGAAAUUGUAGCGAUAACAAGGUUAACUCGGGAGUCAGAAUGGACGCUGAGAGUCUUAUUCAGCACAUCGAGCGAGACCUGGAGGCUACUCUAUUCCCCUUUUCAGUGAGCUCUGACUGGAUGGACGAUGGAAACGAGACGACUGGGAACCAGUUCCAGCAGCCAGAUUGGCAGGUGGCUCUCUGGGCUAUAGCCUACUCCCUCAUCAUUCUGGUGUCUGUCACCGGGAACGUCACAGUGAUCUGGAUCAUUCUGGCUCACAGACGCAUGAGGACAGUGACCAACUACUUCAUAGUCAACUUGGCCUUUUCUGACGUUUCCAUGGCGACCUUUAACACUCUUUUUAACUUUGUCUAUGCGCUCCACAACGACUGGUACUUUGGUCUGGGUUACUGCAGAUUUCAGAACUUUUUCCCCAUCACAGCCAUGUUUUCAUCAAUAUACUCCAUGGCUGCCAUUGCAGUGGACAGGUACAUGGCCAUCAUCCACCCCCUGAAGCCUCGCCUCUCCUCCACCUCCACCAAGGUGGUGAUUGCUCUGAUUUGGAUUGUGGCGUUCUCACUAGCUUUCCCCCAGUGCUACUACAGCGUGACGAGGUUCUACUACCCCAGAACCGUGUGCAUGGUCGACUGGCCUGAUGAUUACGGAGGAACGCAUCAACUAAGUUAUCAGUUUGCAGUGAUCCUGCUGAUCUACUUGCUCCCUCUGCUGGUGAUGCUGGUGACCUACAGCUUGGUGGGCCAGUCUCUGUGGGGUGGACACAUCCCUGGAGAGGCGUCAGACCAUUAUCACAGCCAGAUAACAGCCAAGAGAAAGGUGGUGAAAAUGAUGGUUGUUGUGGUGGUGACCUUCGCUCUCUGUUGGCUGCCUUACCAUAUUUACUUCAUUCUUGGCUCCUUUAACAGAGAUAUUUAUAAGCAACAUUACAUUCAGCAGGUGUAUUUGGCCAUCUUUUGGUUGGCCAUGAGUUCAACCAUGUACAACCCCAUCAUUUACUGCUGUCUAAACCAAAGGUUCCGUGCCGGUUUCCGUCACGCCUUUUCCUGGUGUCCUUUCAUCAAAGUGUCGGAGGAGGACAGGAUGGAGCUGCAGUACACAAACACCUUCCGAGUCACUGUGACACGCAGCCGCCGCAGUGACACAUCGUACACACACGCUUCCAUCAAGACAAAUAAGACCGAUAAGGAUGCUUGUUUGCUGCAAAAAAAGAAAACACCCAGCAAACACAACUCACACACAGCUAAGAAGACGGAUAACACCAGGAACUCUGCUGACAAACAGAUGGAGCAGAGUCCCUGACCUUUGAACUUAAUCAUGACGAGGACGCAGGUGAAGACUGCAGCCAUUUAAGACGUUCCUUAGCAUUUAUGAAUGCCCUUCAAGAAGAAGCUCACAAGACGCUGGGCUCAGCAUCAUUGAUUGGGGUUCUCUUCAUCCUUCAGGGUUUUGGGGUGGCUGCAACUCAAGAAGCAAGGCUGGCUGGGAAAUCCCUAUUACACAUCCCAAGGCCAACACCGAGACAAACAAAGGGAGAAGAAAAAACACUCGUUUUGUUAACUGAGGUAAAAUGCUUGUGCAUACUUGAUUUGUGAUUGCAGCCAGAUACUUUAGUGAGGAAACAAAGAUCCAAUCAUAGCACCGUGUUUCUGUAGCUACAGACCACAAGAGACAGGCUGAACUCUACACUGAGAACAUCUGAAACAUCUGUUUUUAACCACCGGCGCUUUUUCCUUCUUAUAAAAUUUUAGAUUUGUCUUGUUUAGGGUGCAAAACUGAAUUUAAUUAUAUACUUAAAACAUGAUAUGGACCAAAAAAGUCCAGCGGCACCAGCACUGAGCCUUAAAGUUACAUUUUUUGCUCUUUAAUCCACUGUCACACUGUGGAGCUUUUCCCUUAUAUUUACAUAAUUUAUUGUUGGAUUAGCCAAUAAAAACUAAAAAAAAAGAAGAAAGCUGAGAUUUCAGCUGCACUCAGUUCACUUAAAAAACGACAAAUAUUUUACUGGUCACGAAUAAAAUUCUUAGAAUGUCGGUCACAUGUUGUGAAUUUAAACAUUUUUAAUAAGUCUCGUAAAUUUUACUUGUUUUUCAAAAAGGGAUGAUUUUUAUUGCCAUGUUGUUUUAUUUAUUAACAGAAUGAGCUAUGAAAAAGUGAAAUUGUAAAUAUUUAUCAUGUGACGUGUUUGAAUUGUGUAUCCUCAUCAUGAUUUCUGAACCUUGUAAAUAUAUUUGACUGUGACAGUAUGCAUCUUCUGUAUUUGUUGUUGACAUGAAGCUUGAUUUGUAUUUAUUGUGACCUCCAUUGAGCCAAUGUUGUGUUUUUAUGAGUGGUAAUAAAAUGUCAGCGCUUUUAAAAGUUUAAAAUAAAUCACAUGCAUUUAUUUUGUAGGGUUGGGGUUCUGAAAACAGAAAAACUUACCUGUCCUAGACAGUUAGAAGAAAUAGAAGAGACAGAAAAGCUAUGCGCUGGUUAGAUUGGGACCAUUUAUAAAAGGAUUACUGUCC
Molecule: messenger RNA, 2751 nt
Organism: Nothobranchius furzeri (turquoise killifish)
Lineage: Eukaryota; Metazoa; Chordata; Actinopteri; Cyprinodontiformes; Nothobranchiidae
Source: RefSeq, a predicted model, not a curated record